Messenger RNA from Aphidius gifuensis, 2166 nucleotides. Its product is annotated as protein toll-like. Bases 1 to 2166 code for a protein of 721 amino acids. The transcript is spliced from 7 exons. Lineage: Eukaryota; Metazoa; Arthropoda; Insecta; Hymenoptera; Braconidae. The record is from RefSeq and is a predicted model, not a curated record. Gene Ontology annotation, biological process: immune response; toll-like receptor signaling pathway. Gene Ontology annotation, cellular component: membrane. Gene Ontology annotation, molecular function: protein binding; transmembrane signaling receptor activity.
AUGAAUACAAAUAAUAUUGAAGUAGAUUUAGAAAUAUUAAGUGCAUCAGAAUGGCUCUAUCAAGAUUUCGAAUGGAAAAAAUUAUCAGUUGCUAAUUGGACAACGACAGUAAGGCAAAAUUCAAUGGUUGAUAGAAAUUAUAUAAACAUAACAACUCAAAAUAAUUCACAUGCAAGAAGGGGAUUACUUUUUGAUAAUACAAUAUUACUUGAAGAGAUUUAUCUGGAUUCAAAUGAACUUGAAAGUCUUCAUGUUGAUUCAUUUGUUAAUCUUAUAAAUUUAGCAUACAUUAAUUUAUCAAAUAAUAAUUUUACAACUGAUUCAAUUCCACCUGGUUUACUACGAAAUAAUAUAAACUUAACCGAUGGUGUAUUUGAUGAUUUAACAGCUUUACAUGAAUUAUAUUUAGAUCAUAAUAAUUUGCAAACAAUUGAAUAUUGUCACAUGCAUUGUCUUAUGAGAUUAGAAAUUGCAAAAUUUUCUUAUAAUAGUUUAACUGUAAGACAUGAUAAAACAGAACGUAGUCAAUCGAUUUCACCAUUUCGCAAAAAUUAUAUGCUUCGAAAUUUAAGCCUUGAUAAUAAUAGAGUAUCUAAAAUUUGGAUUGAUUGGAUAUUAUUGUACGAGCUUGAAUUAGAUUUGUCAAAUAAUGAAUUGAAAUCAUUGAGCGAUGUAGUUUUUCUGAACCUCAACUCAAGGAUAAAAGUUAAUGUGACUUACAAUAAAAUAACAUCAUUGAUUUCUAGAGAUGAAAAAGAAUUUAUUUUAAAUACGACUAAUGGAUCUGAUAAAAAAUACACUAUUUUUAAAGAUCACAAUAUUAAUUUAGAUAUAUAUGCUGAUAAUAAUCCAAUGAAUUGUGAUUGCAAAUUAUAUUUACAACUUCCAUAUAUAGAUAAAAAAUUAAAUACAAUUGAAUAUCAUAAAUUAACAAUCCAUAUUGAUAAUUUAAAAUGUGAUAAACCAAGCUUGCUACGUAACACAGCUAUCAAAACAUUAGAACCCGAGACAUACAAGUGUUUGAUAGACCAACCAAAUAUUUAUAAUGCAACCUGCCCAGACAAGUGUGAAUGUUGGAAACAACCGUCAGGCAACUCAUAUAUUGUUGAUUGUUCAAAUAGAAAUUUAAAUGAUGCACCAAGAUCAUUGCAAUCACUACCUGGACACGAAAUAAAGUUAAAUUUAUCCAGCAACUCACUGACCAAUAUGCCAUCAAUGUCACAACCUGGAUAUAAUUUGGUAACUGUUUUGGAUCUUUCACACAAUAAAAUUAAACAUAUAUCUUUUAAAACUUUAUCGAAAAAUUUAAAAAGUUUAUACAUGGACAAUAACAGUUUAUCAACAAUAGAAAUCGAAGAUUUAGAAUAUUUUGGUCACUUGGAAAAUUUGACGGAGCUAACACUGCAUGAUAAUCCUUGGAUAUGUGAUUGUCAUCUUAAACAAUUCACACGUUAUUUGUUGAGUAAAAAGUUGAGUCAAUUCGAGAUACAAAAGAUCAUUUGUGAAAAAACAAAACGUCCAAUUAUGGACGUAUCAAAGGAAGAAUUAUGUCCUUUGAAUUUAAAGUGGAUAAUUGGAAUUUGUAUUGUCGUGACUUUGUUGGCAAUCAUUACAUGUUUUAUGAUAGUUAUUUAUUAUAAUUAUCAAGAGAAAAUUAAAAUCUGGCUGUAUGCAAAACAAUGGUUUUUAUUCUGGAUCACCGAGGAAGAAGUGGAUAGAAAUAAAGAUUUUGAUGCUUUUAUUAGUUUCUCAUCCAAGGAUGAUGAUUUCGUGAUAAAUACUUUAAUGAGUGAACUGGAACAAGGCCCACAACCAUUCAAACUGUGUGUUCAUUAUCGAGAUUGGCAAGCUGGUGAAUAUAUACCUCAUCAAAUCACCAGCUCAAUUGAAAAUUCAAGACGCACUAUUGUUGUUUUAUCUACUAAUUUUUUAGAAAGCACUUGGGCAAAAACUGAAUUUCGUACAGCACAUUGUCAAGCACUAAAUGAUGGCAGAGUCAGAGUUAUUGUAAUUGUCUACAAUGAAAUUCCACAAAUAGAAAAUCUCGAUCAAGAAUUACAAUCAUACUUGAAAAUGUACACUUAUAUCAAAUGGGGAGAUCCCUGGUUCUGGCGAAAAUUAAGGUAUGCACUACCACAUCGUAAUAGAAAUAUACCAUCAGCAUAA